Molecule: messenger RNA, 4298 nt
Organism: Pangasianodon hypophthalmus (striped catfish)
Lineage: Eukaryota; Metazoa; Chordata; Actinopteri; Siluriformes; Pangasiidae
Gene: mbtps1
Product: membrane-bound transcription factor peptidase, site 1
Exons: 24
Coding region: 588-3803 (1071 amino acids)
Biological process (GO): proteolysis
Cellular component (GO): Golgi apparatus
Molecular function (GO): serine-type endopeptidase activity
Source: RefSeq, a predicted model, not a curated record
CUCUGACUCUCAGGUUACUGUAGCAAAGCAAACAGCAUUGAUAAACCAGCUAUAUCUGUUAGCAAGCUGGAGCUAAACAUACCGUCUAACGGAGAGCUGCUUUACAUGGGAUUUAUUAGAUCGCAUUACAUUUUGCUGGAGCAUGGCAUGGCUGGUUCUCUGAUGUGAAAGAGAUGGACUAUUCCUUUAAACCAGGGUGGAAGUAUCAGUUUUCCCAGAAACUGAAAUACUGACAGUAAACUGAGGCGAUUGGAGGCUCUUGUAAUUUGGAGCUGAGAAUCAGAUUAUUUUACUUCCUUAUCUGCUUUAAUAUUCUCUCCGUGUGUGGUAUGAUGGCAACCCUCAUUCAGUCUGUGCUGCAUCACUGAUCAUCUCCGCUGGAUCCGAAAAUGGAGAGAAAACGCAGAAAGAAAUGAAAGCAUAAGCUAUGCAUUCCCCAGACCUCUCAGAGUUCUGGAUCUGAAGCAGCCCACAAUCUCCUUCUCUGUUUCAUCACCCUUUACUUAAUUCCAGACACAUUUAUUCAGUGAUUUAUGAAGCACAGACACUUUUAAACUCCUUUGGAUGGUUAUGAACUGAACCGGAGUAUGGACACCAUGACACUAACAGCGGUGUGGCUCCUCGUGGUUGUAGCCCUGCUGGCGGGGUAUGUGCCCCUGGCUGGCACUGAGGAAGAGCGAACCAUCUUCAGCUCUUCUUUCUCCACGGACGGGUUCUCGAGCUCGAACUGCUCUCAGCUCACCCUCAAACUAGACUUCUCCUCCAAAGUAGUGGAGCAUGAGUAUAUAGUAGCAUUUAAUGGGUACUUCACGGCAAAGGCACGCAGUCACUUCAUCAGCAGUGCCCUGCAGAACGCCAAGGCAGUGAACUGGAGAAUUGUGCGACGUGAAAACCCGGCCAGCGACUACCCCAGCGACUUCGAGGUGGUGCAAAUCCGACAGGAUGCACACAGCAGUCUGCUUACGCUGCAGGACCACCCCUACAUCAAGAGAGUCACCCCCCAGCGCAAGGUCUUCCGUACACUCAAACUGCUCAACGCUGGAGGUGAUAGCAGCUCCUCCUGUAAUGACACACGCUGGACACAGAAGUGGCAGUCAUGGCAGUCAUCUCGGCCACUGAGGAGGACUAGUCUGUCUCUGGGCUCGGGGUUCUGGCACGCCACAGGUCGCCACUCGAGCCGUCGCCUGCUCAGGGCCAUCCCCCGCCACGUGGCCCAAAUCCUGCAAGCUGAUGUGCUGUGGCAGAUGGGCCACACAGGCUCGGGAGUGAAGGUGGCUGUAUUUGACACUGGACUUAGUGAAAAGCACCCACAUUUUAAGAAUGUUAAAGAGAGGACCAACUGGACCAAUGAGAAGACACUGGAUGAUGGUUUGGGCCAUGGCACCUUUGUGGCUGGAGUUAUAGCCAGCAUGAGGGAGUGUCAGGGCUUUGCUCCUGACUCUGAGUUGCACAUUUUCAGAGUCUUCACCAAUAGUCAGGUGUCCUACACUUCUUGGUUCCUGGAUGCCUUCAACUAUGCCAUCCUGAAGAAGAUCAAUGUCUUGAACCUCAGCAUUGGUGGGCCAGACUUCAUGGACCAUCCAUUUGUGGAUAAGGUUUGGGAGCUCACUGCAAAUGGGGUUAUCAUGGUGUCUGCUAUUGGGAAUGAUGGCCCUCUCUAUGGUACUCUAAAUAACCCUGCUGAUCAAAUGGAUGUGAUUGGGGUCGGAGGAAUUGAUUUUGAGGACAACAUUGCCCGGUUCUCCUCUCGGGGCAUGACAACAUGGGAGUUGCCAGGUGGCUAUGGCAGGGUGAAGCCUGACAUUGUGACAUAUGGCUCUGGAGUCCGUGGCUCUGGGCUGAAAGAGGGCUGCCGCUCUCUGUCUGGCACCAGCGUGGCCUCUCCCGUGGUGGCCGGCGCAGUCACUCUUCUUGCCAGUACGGUGUUGAAUCGAGAGCUGGUAAACCCAGCCAGUAUGAAGCAGGCUCUGAUUGCAUCGGCUCGCAGGCUCCCUGGAGUCAACAUGUUUGAACAGGGCCAUGGCAAACUGGACCUGCUCCGAGCGUACCAGAUCCUCAACAGCUACAGACCCCAAGCCAGUCUCAGUCCAAGCUACAUAGACCUGACAGAAUGCCCCUAUAUGUGGCCCUACUGCUCCCAGCCCAUUUACUAUGGCGGCAUGCCGACGAUCGUCAAUGUAACCAUCCUGAAUGGCAUGGGUGUGACUGGCAGGAUUGUGGACAAGCCCAUCUGGCAGCCUUAUCUGCCCCAGAAUGGGGAUCAUAUUGAUGUGGCUGUGUCUUACUCGCCUGUGCUGUGGCCGUGGGCUGGCUACCUGGCUGUCUCUAUAUCUGUGGCCAAGAAAGCGGCAUCCUGGGAGGGAAUCGCUCAGGGUCAUGUGAUGCUCACUGUGGCCUCACCUGCAGAGAAUGAUUCAGCAGUAGGAGGGGAAAUAACCUCCACAGUGAAGCUGCCGGUGAAGGUGAAGAUCGUGCCCACACCUCCUCGCAGUAAGAGGGUGUUAUGGGACCAGUAUCACAACCUGCGCUACCCACCUGGCUAUUUUCCCCGAGAUAACCUGCGCAUGAAGAAUGACCCGCUCGACUGGAAUGGUGAUCAUAUCCAUACCAACUUUAGAGAUAUGUACCAGCACCUCAGAAGUAUGGGGUACUUUGUUGAAGUUUUGGGUUCACCCAUUACAUGUUUCGAUGCCAGUCAGUAUGGGACUCUGUUGAUGGUGGACAGUGAGGAGGAGUAUUUCCCAGAGGAGAUCACUAAGCUGCGAAGGGACAUAGAUAAUGGUCUGUCGCUCAUCAUCUUCAGUGAUUGGUACAACACCUCAGUUAUGAGAAAAGUGAAGUUCUACGAUGAGAACACCAGGCAAUGGUGGAUGCCGGACACAGGGGGCGCCAAUGUCCCAGCAUUGAAUGACCUCAUCUCUGUAUGGGGUAUGGCCUUCAGUGAUGGACUGUACGAGGGAGACUUCACAAUGGCAGAUCAUGACAUGUACUAUGCCUCAGGCUGUAGCAUUUCACGUUUUCCAGAGGAUGGGCUCGUUAUUGCACAAACCCUAAAGGAUCAAGGACUAGAGGUGUUAAAACAAGAGACUGCGGUGGUGGAUAACGUUCCAGUGCUUGGAUUAUACCAGACACCCUCAGAAGGAGGAGGUCGCAUUGCACUGUAUGGAGACUCUAACUGCAUAGAUGACAGUCACAGGCAGAAAGACUGUUUCUGGCUUCUUGAUGCUCUGCUGCAGUACACAUCUUACGGUGUGACUUCACCUAGCUUCCUCCACUCUCAAAACAAAGUGCCAUCUCCUACAGGCAAUGACAGACCUCUGCCAGAGAGGCUGGAGGGUAAUCACCUCUACCGCUACUCAAAAGUGCUAGAGGCCCACCUGGGUGACCCAAAGCCGCGCCCUCUACCUGCCUGCCCUCACUUGUCUUGGGCCAAACCUCAGCCACUUAAUGAAACGGCUCCCAGUAACCUGUGGAAACACCAGAAGCUGCUUUCUGUGGACAUGGACAAGGUGGUGCUACCCAAUGUAAGGUCAUAUCGACCCCAGGUCAGACCUCUGUCACCAGGGGAGAGUGAAACCUGGGACAUUCCUGGAGGUAUAAUGCCAGGUCGCUAUAAUCAGGAAGUGGGUCAGACCAUUCCCAUGUUUGCUUUUCUGGGUGCCAUGGUCGUGUUGUCCUUCUUCGUGGUACAGCUGACUAAGUCCAGGAGCAAGCCAAAGCGCAGGAAACCACGCAUUAAAAGGCCCACCUAUCUCCAACAGCAGCAGCAGCUCCCUCACACAGGCAAAAACCCUACAGUGUGACAUUGCCUUGCUCUGAAACCGUAACACACUGAGACUUUAAGGUGGUGGAUUAAAUUUGCUACAGACUAAAUUGUCAUGUGACACACAGUGCUUAUGAAACUGCCAUCUUGACCUCCAUUUGUGGGGUUUUCCUAUGGACAUCGAUGUUCCUUUCUCCAAAAGAAACUUUCAUUUCAAUGACCAAAAUCAACCUUUUUUUAAAUUUAUUGACAAUGUUUGAUGAUUUCAGCCCUUGAUAUGUAUGUCAAAAUGGACAGCCAUGAAAAAAACAAUUUAUUACACAAAGUGUAAAGUUCUGGAUAUUUUUAAAUACCUUUUUCAUACCUCUUUGUCUUCAUAGUCAAUAUUUGGGAUUGAGUCAUUUUGUUCUUUAUGUCCUGUUUGUGUUUUUAUAUAAUAAGCUUCUGAUAAUUUUGUAAAUAGCAAUCAUGAUUUUUCACCUUUGUUGGUGGGCUAGCAUUAAAAAUGUCAUCUGCAAUAAAGCAUUACACCUGC